AUGGCGGGUUCCCUGCGCUCGUGCUCCCCGUCUCCGGGCUCUACGAGGCCUUCUCUCCGGCCGCUGCUGCGCCUGGUCUCCCCGCGUUCGUUCCUCUCUGCGCGGCCUCUCUCGCCGAGUAGUGUCAGUUAUUUGGGCAGCCACGUUCAGUUCGGCAGGUUGCCCUCCCGUCGAGGUUUCUCUGCGGUUGCUUCUGUUCCAGUCUCCGCUGACGGUACAUCACCAGUUUUGAUCGUGGAGGACGACAAGUAUGCGAGGAAACGAGUGAUCAGGCUCACGCCUGCCCUGUACAGCUACCUCAUGGCCAACGUCCGCGAACAGCCGGUACGCUACCCCGACGGCCGCAGUUUCUUUCUCCGUUUGUACGUUAUUGCUUGCUGUGUGCGCAUCUUCAUUCCUUAUGUUUACUGUUGCGCAACUUCUAUCUUCGUCUUUGGCCGGUAAUCAUCUGAGGAUUUGGGAGUCGUCUUCAGAUUCUUCGGGAGCUCAGGGAAGAGACCGCGACGAUGCAUGGGAGCCAGAUGCAGGUAGGUAGAAUUUUAUUUAUCUUUUUUCUUCUUCGUGGUGAAGUAGUUGUGGCGCUUUGAUUCUUCAUGCGUAUUCUUGUUGAUGCAUACAUUGUGGAAGUAUACUUCCCCACAGUUGCGAAGGCGUGUACGGUUGUAACCGCUGGCAUUGAUCAUUGACGCCGCCAUAAGUAUCAGCCUGCAUCUUUGCCUCCCAUCUAUCCCAUUUGUUAGCCCGAGUAAUUGGUUGAAUCCCAUACCCAAGGGUUGUAAAAUGUGAAAGAAGGUGGUUUGUGAGAGAGUGUUAUUGUGGCAGUUGUGAAGGCCUGGUAGGUGGAUGUGAACAAGAGGGAAGGGGGGACAUUAAAUAAGAUUCUGAUGUAUGUCCAGCCUCCUUCAUAGAUUUUGAUUAGCUGUCAAAUGGGGUUUUGAACUACCAAAUCCAGUUUUUAAGAAUGAACUGGAUUGUAAAAUCAGGAAUUUGGUAUCCAUUCAAGGCUCUUUCUAUAAAUUUUCCGGUUCAUCUUCCCUAGUUUCAUCACCAUUUCUAUUUUUUUUCUCCAUACGCAUCACUGCCUGCGGCAUGCCAGAAACUUCUAUAAUCACUUCGAAUUUUGGAAAACCAGGUGAAGUUUUUAUGGGUUCAUUAUCUAGAACAGAUGCUGAGAAAAAUAACAACAUGCCAGUGCUUUUGUCCUGGGAUGGCCAUAGCAUUUGUACUCUGAUCUAGUGUCUGGUCUCCCUUUGAUGGUCACCCUACACUGGGGUCUCACCUUUGAUGACUAUCCUACACUGUCGGGGGUAACAUCAGGGAUACCAACUAUGACCUUUCUUUGCCACCAGACUUUCUCUUAUGAUUUUUCUAAUGACAGAGAUUGAGUAGCCUUUUGGGUGUUUAAUUUAGAGGAGAAGAUGGAGAUCCUCUACAGUGUAGUCCUGAGAUAGAGGCUUCUGGAUCGCUGUUGGAUGAGUUGCUUGCAAUCUGGGGGGAGGACCCUGUGAGUGGUGGCUGAGUUACUGCAUGGAGCCUACAUUUUUGGCCUAGUAGUUGUUUAAAUUAUGAGUACACAAGAACCAGUUUGAACCCAACCUAUGAAAGUCCAACGUAGUAUGCAUAAAUUUUUGUUAAUUGGUUUGAUUUCCCUAUUGAUUUUACUUGGUAUAAUUCCUCAAAUGGUUAUCUUGUGUCCACAUGUGAGUGUAUUUGAACCCUAAAUUUUCUUUUGGCAACUUUUAGGUCUUGACUCUCCUGGGCGCAUGAAUGUUGGAGUUUUUUUCUGCUUGCACCUGGGCACAAAUCACUGAAAACUCCCAUCCAUCAUUCUUCUAUUCACCUCUUUCAUAAAUUCAAAGAGGUCAACAAUGUCUUCGGGCAUGUACACAUUUUGGACAUCUAAUUGCCAUCUUGAAUGCAUUGCUUUGUUAUAAUUCAAUAUUCUUUUUCCUUUGGUGCGGAUCUUGUUAGCCGUUCUAUUCCUGUCCGAGCAAGGGAUACUGAGUAAUGGGGGUUCCCAUGACAAGAUCAGUAUCAUUUAUUCAAAUCAUGACACCUGUGGACACUUGCAUUUUGUCUUCCAUCUUUCUUGUAGAAACUGAACCUCCAGAAUCGAAAUAUGCUAGUGGUUUCUUCCUAUCCUACUGCAGAUGAGAUUAGAAUUUCUAGUGUCUUCGUUUGAGGAGGUUCUGCUUAUGGUCAGUGCUAUUAAUUUCAGUAGAUGACUCAAUAUCUUGGCCAUAACUCAAACUGGGGCUGGCAAUGGUUCCUUUUUUCCCAUUUAUGCCUACAACCAACUGUUUCUAGCCCAAACCAUGAUGCACUGAGAUAUGCAUGCUGGGCCCAUCAGUUAUAUCAAAAUACAUACGACGGUAUUUAGCAUUAUAAAAUAUGAAAAUUUUAAAGAAAACAAAAAUUAUGUUUCUUGGACAGUUUGUAAUAGUUUUUGAAUGUUCUACUCGCUGAGAAAAGCUUCAAUUAAUUAUUUUUGGAUCACUGUUUUUUCCUGUUGGGAGUAAUUUUAUUUAUUUAUUUUAAAAUCUGCUGACUUCAUAUCAUGCAACAUACUAUCACCUGUUGUAGUCAAGUCUGAUCCAUUCAGUUCAGAUUAUUGUAUUCCUGGGUCAUAUCUUGACAGUUUCUACCUACUUUCUUGCCAUUCUGAUUGCCGUUCCGCCUGUUUGAUCGGCACAUCUGGGAAGGAGGUAUCUGGUUGCAUUGGUUGCACUUGUUUAGUCAUGUCUCCAAUCCCGUUUACCAAGCAUUUGAUAGAGGAGCUCUUAUUGCCUUGUGGUUCCUUCUCCCGUCCAACUCUUUGAAUUCAUUCCACUUAGGUUAUUGUUUUCAAUAGCUACAAUUGUAUACCUUGAAAAUUUCUUUCAUAUUUUCUCUCUAAGAUUUCUCCAUAGUUUUUGGGAUUUAAGUCUUCUUAAGUUGAUUUGUACAUAAUCGAUAUUUUAAAAUCAUGGAUGUAAUCAUCAGAUACGUUUUCCAACUUGAGCUUUCUUCAUCCAACUUUUUUUGUAGGUGUCCCCGGAUGAGGCACAACUUCUCUCAAUGCUUGUUCAGAUUCUUGGAGCCCAACAGUGUAUUGAAGUUGGUGUUUAUACUGUAUGUAGUCAUCCAUCCUCCCAUAUCUCUCCUUUUCUAAAUGUAAAAUGUGAAAAAUUAUAUCUUGUAUUACUUUGGAUUUAUGUUUGAAUGUAUUUUUUUCAUAAAAAAUUCUCCUGAAUGUCUUCAUAAUUUAAUAGUGGCAUUUUCUCUAGGUAGUUCUUGAAUCACAAUUUUUUUUUUUUCAUGAUCAGCACUUCUGGUAGUCUUAGGAAAGUAGUAGCUAACUGGACAAGGAGUUAUGAUAGGUGUAGUUCCACUGGUCAUUGGUGAUUUUUUUUUCUUUUGUGGUGGUGGCCUUGUCACAUAACUCUAAUGGGGAGAGAUUUCGGACACCAUACAUAUGAGGUUGUUGUCAGCACGAAUGCUCCAUUUUGGGGCUAUAUAGUUCAACUGUGGGGAUCUGUGCUGUGCUAUUGAUGAUUAAUAAACCUGUUGCAGCUUCCCAAACUCAGGUAUAGCGUGGCUGGCUUCAAGUGAUUUUUGUGUGUUUCUAUUCAUGGCCAACUAUCGAGAGGAAUCUUGGCCAAAAGUAUGUGUCAGAACGUUGCUAGAAAAUGUAUGAUACUUGUAAUCCGUCUCUUUGUGCGAAAACUGUGUCCCUAAUUGGGUUUGAUCAGAUGAAGUAGCAUAGAACGCUGAGAUGUUCUGAUGGGUUUGAUCAGAUGAAGUCUGUACCAAAUCGCAAGCACCAAUUUUGAGUUCAACCUUGAGGAUUUUAUUACCAGCAUUUCUAACAUUCAUCUGAAUCUUUUUAUAGGUUUCUGUCAUGUUGAAAUGAAUGAUCUCUGCCCACAUAUUUUGUGGUCUGGCCAUCCAAUCUUCACUUAUCUGUGCACUUUUAUCCCGAAUCGCAUUAUGAGGGGUCUUCCACUUUUCUUAAUCAUGGAACUUUCUUUUGUAAUUGUAGUCGAGAUAACACACUGUCUGGAGCUCUGAUAGGCGCCCAGCACUCGUGGAAGAAGGACUCUAACUUUAUUGAUCAAAAAACUGUUUACAAGGAGAGCGGGAUCUAGUAUUUAUACCAGAUUCCUAGAAGGUUCUAGACACACUGAUGUAACACGAAAUGAAAGGUACAUGAGGACAUAUAUGUAAACUUGUGAGGUAUACAUGUUAUUGAGUACAUCUCGACAACAGUAAUAAAUAUAAUCUUUGAUCACUCUUCAGGCAAUCUUGAAUGAUAUGACCAACAGGGGAUACAUAGAAUUGUUUCUGCUGUAGGAAAAAUGCAGACACUUUUAAUCAGAUGCACUCCUUUUUUCUCGCCUUGAAGAAGAGAAGAGACAGUUACUGUCCAUUCCUUUUAUCCAUUUUGUGGGAUAAAGGAUGGAUGAAAAAAAAAAGUCCAUUCAAAACCUGUUAACGAAUUGCCCUCUGUAACUGCAUUUAAUGAAGGGCCACUUGCAGGGGCUCAUAAAAGGGAAGGGAUCUGUGACUUACUGUUCUGUUCAUAUUGAUUAUCAGAUAUUUGAGCAGAUAUUCUCCACUAUUUGCUGCAUCGUCGAUAUUGCUUCAAACAUGAAUUUGCAAUCUGAUGCUAUUGUAUUAAGGAAAGCAAGACCAUCCUAUUUGUCCUGCCACCCGUGGCAGGAAAGAAGAAUAAUAAUGAAAAGAAGGCGAAGGGAAAUGGAGACGGCUGCUAUCCGUUCUUCUUCUCAUCCUUCUAUUUGUCCUCAUCGUUGUCCUUCCUCUUCUUGUUUACCAUGGUUUGGAUCUUGUCAGAAUCAUCUGCUGACCGGUUAAUCACAUAGAUAUUGAGAGAUGAAUCAGCGGCACUGCCUUACAGUUAAUGCAUAUGAUGAAAUGUUUUUUAGCCUCAUACUAUGCCAAGAGAACAUAAAUUCGCGGCAUCCUCAAGAGCAUAAGUUUUCUGUAUUUCUCCCCGUUUUUCUGUGGGGUUCUGUUAUUCAUAAUCAGUGAGACAAAGAACGGGGCAAGUCACUAAUAUUAGAACUGAAACCACCUUAUGACCCAUAGGAGGCGAUAAAGACGAACCAGGUAGAGGAAGAGAGAAAAACGAGAGACUGACACGCAGGAAAAUGCAUUUCUAUUUGGUUCAGCCAUUCCUGCAUCCAUGGCCAAACAGAGUUCACUACAUUGAAGGAGUGAAAGGUUGUGGAGUAACUGACUUGGGUUGGGAAGUCAUUGAUUCCCAUAAUCCUGCAGCCCAGCAAGUAAACACCAAACAAUAUUACCCUCAGGUGGAAACCUGAGAUUGUCCAUUCUUUCAUUAAGCUCUGUCAAAUAAAGGUAGUCCGUAUGUGCUGUGGCCCAUGAUCACGGCCUGUGUUCUGUCACUAUCUUGGAUUGUGCAACGACAUUCUCCUGGCCAUAAUGCAGAGACAAAAGGAGUAUCCUCAUAGAUGAGGAAGACGGAGGAGGUGGCGGUUGAUGUGCAACUUAGCUAUUGCUUAUUUUCUCACAUCUAAACUUGAAUUCACUAGCUGCCAGUUUUGAGUUAAUUUCUUUAUUUUUGUGUUUCUCACGGAUUAUGAUAUUUACAUUCACAAUGCUUUCAUUCUUGUAGGGGUACUCAUCACUAGCCAUUGCUUUGAUCCUGCCUGAGUCAGGUCGCUUAGUUGCAUGUGAAAAAGAUGCGAGAUGCCUGGAAAUUGCGAAAAAAUACUAUGAGCGUGCCGGUGUCUCUCACAAGGUGAUGGCCUUAUUUUUAUUGGGGGUCUGGCUGGGCAUGUUCUUCUACCUUGGGUUCAUAGGGUACGGAGUUUAACAUCUGUAAGAAAGUGCUCAUUCGCUCGAGACUUGAAUUUUACCAUUUUUGUGGAAAAUCUAAGAAUAAGGCCAAUAAAACCAAUAUUCCAUAGUGCAUGUAAAUAAAUAUAUACACAAUUUUCAAGCGGCAUCAUAUAUGGUAUCCUUUUUAAUUAUCUUCUGAUGCUAUUGGUCUAGGUGGAUGUGAGGCACGGAGAUGCAGCUGAUACUUUAAGAGCCAUGAUUCAAAAUGGGGAAUCUUGUAGGUAUGUAUGUUCAAGGAAAGCAUUAAUAAUUUCACCGCAAAUUCUUCCUAACAGAGAAAUAUCAUAUUCACCAUUGCUUUAUGCUGCUCUCCACUCAACUAUCAUGAGUUUUUGCUUCAUAUAAUGACUUAUAGCUGGUAAGCCACUUGGCCCGAGUCAUCCCUGUGGUACUUUAGCCACAUCUAAGCAUGGGUUUUCAUGAGAGGAAGGGAGAGGUGAACUACGUAGGAUGGAGUUGAGGAAUGAUGAGAAGAUACCCCAUGGGAGGAGAGGGGUGCGAAAGGUGGCAGGUGAUGAUUUGUCUCUUCUUCUCCGCAAUUCUUCUUCGUUAUUUGUCACUUCUGGGCUCUCUCCCUCGUCUUCCUCUACUAUCUGCCUUCUGAUAAGUAGAGAGAGGUGAGAAAAUGACGUAUCAUGGGAGAGAGUGAAGGAUUGACUAAGAGAGGCGGGGGUAGGCAUUGUGGGUUUGGUUGAGGGUGUCUGGUGCAGGAUUGGAAUGAUACAUUGAUGGAAAGUGAGAGGGUGAGUCAUGGUGAUCUAGAGAUCAGAUAGAAGGUAUAGCCCACUCAGGAAACUGUAUGACUAUGACUCAGGCGAUAAUUGCCGUUGUUGUUGGUCAACGGACUGAAGUUCAGAACACACAUUACCAUUACCAGCCUUUUUACUGCAUUUUAUUCCCAUUUCAAGUAAAAAAUGGUUUAAUAUUCAAUUUCUAGCUGACCUAUCUGGUUUCGAUCUUGAUUGCAUCAGAUGUGCCCACUCUGAUGGCCUGAUCUUAUUUGGACCACCAUGGUUCAGAGGAGAGGAACAAAGCCAGGAAUAUUUCCUUUAAUUUCUCCAAACCAUGGACAUUAUUGGGUGAUUUCUCAGGAUUUCCAAAGCUUAUCAUGCAAAAAAGAUCUUACUUUUUUUCAUAUACUACUUUUGCAUUUUCUGAAUCCUCUGUUGUUUUUAAGAUUUUUGUUUUUUCAUUCUCUAUAACCUGCUCAUGAUCAAUCUCCUGAUUGUUUUUUUUUAAAAUAACAUGGAAAUCACCAAUAUGAAUGGAUAUGAUCGUUUAUUUUUUAAUUUCUUUUUGGGCAUUUUCUGUAACUUUCGUAUUUUAAUUAUCUCACUAAUUUGGCCGCAUUUUUGCUUUAGUUAUGAUUUCGCGUUUCUUGACGCGAACAAGAGAGCCUACGAUCAGUACUUUGAGAUGCUACUUGAACUGGUACUUUUCUUAUCUGACCAUCUCGUGUGUAGCCCACAUAUGAGCAGACGUUGACCCCAAGUUUCUAUAAAUGGAUAGAUACCGCGACAUCAUCAAUAUUUUUUUCUCUCUCUUUUUGCUUAUUAUCGGUUCAUUUCAGCUGCCCAGAAGCUGAACAAUUUUAUUUUUUGAAUAAAAUAUUCGCCCAGAUAUUGUGGGAUUCUAAAGUUCAGCAUUAUAUAAUAAUAAUAAAAUUAAUAUGAUUUCAUCCGCACCGUACAGGUGAAGGUUGGGGGGGUUAUUGUGAUCGAUAACGUCUUGUGGCAAGGAAGAGUGGCCGAUCCGCUGGUACUUUACUGAAACCCAUCUGAAUUCUCUGUGGAAAGAAAAGGGUCUCCUGUUCUUGACCAGCUUCUGCAUCAUCGAUUCCUCCUGGGCAGGUGGACGACCCCAAAACAGUCAGCAUCAGGGACUUCAAUAGUAAGAUUCUCAGAGACAGCCGGGUGAACAUCAGCAUGGUGAUUCCCUUCCUCAUCCUUUGUGUUCUUAGGGUUUGGUUUCCUUCUUCUCACUCUGCUUAUGAUUUUAUGAAAUAUAUAUAAAUAUAUAUAUUAUUUUAUUUUAUUUUUCUGGGUCUUUUUCUUUUUUUCUGAUUUUUGUGGUUUGUAGGUGCCGAUUGGGGAUGGAAUUACCAUGUGCAGAAAGAUUUGGAGUUGA
Molecule: messenger RNA, 7992 nt
Organism: Spirodela intermedia
Lineage: Eukaryota; Viridiplantae; Streptophyta; Magnoliopsida; Alismatales; Araceae
Source: the annotation of a GenBank genome assembly